AAUACCAGGUGCUUUGGAGUCUGGUGGAUUUGCAGUGACCUUCGUUACCCUCAAAUUGAUCUCUUCCACCUGCUUCCCACCAUCUACUAAGUCGAUUGUAGCCUCCAAUUCAUCUCCAUUCUUCGUUGUCUAAUAGUCCCUCAUUCUCUCUCAACCUGCCUCCUCCGCUGCUUGUAGUCGUCAUCUCCGAGCCCCACCCUUGGAUGCAAUUUUUAAAGCUUCAACGACCCACCAACGUUGUGCUAUCCCACCAGGUGCGCACCCGUUCCUUCUUUUUUUCACCAGCAAUAACAAACCCUGUACACUACCCUUCAUGAUUUUCCCUCUCCCAUGCUGCUCUGAUGUCUAAACACCUACCUGUUGCUUCGAAUUUCUUCUCCACUUCAAUGGAGAUGGGGUUUUAGUCAGAUUUCAUAAAUGUUUUAUUCAUAUUGUGUUUGGAGGUCAAAGUUAGAGAAACAUGACACGAACUGAGAACGGGGAGAGAGGGUUUUAGCCGGAUUCCAUAAAUGUUUCAGUGAUAUUGUGUUUGGAGGUCAACGUUAGAGAAAGACGACAUGAAUUGAGAACGAGACGAAGAAGAAGGAUGCAAUAGGAUAUAAUCUUUUAUGCGAGACGAUGAGGUUGAAAAUCAACAAGGAAGCACAUAACACUUGUGAAAUCGACCAACCUAAACUUGGAGCCGACUUCAAUACAAGGGGGCACCUACUGUUUGCUGAAAUGCCCCUCUACAUGGGGCUGCUACUGCAGUCUUGCUUUGAUAUGAUCUGUAAUGAUCUUGAUGAGGCUCAGCGUCUGAGUUUGACUGGAGAGGGAUUUAAAGGUCUCAAAAAGGAAAAAAGAAGGGUUUGAAUCAGAGUUACAAGAAUUAGGGUCAAUAAAUGAGAUGCUGUUAAGAUAUCUGAAGCAUUUGGGAAAAUCAGUGUGGUUUCAAAGAAAAUUGAGUAUGCAAACAUCGUGAAGGUUGUUUAACAAUAUCUUGUA
Molecule: messenger RNA, 984 nt
Organism: Lactuca virosa
Lineage: Eukaryota; Viridiplantae; Streptophyta; Magnoliopsida; Asterales; Asteraceae
Source: the annotation of a GenBank genome assembly